Molecule: messenger RNA, 3912 nt
Organism: Corvus hawaiiensis (hawaiian crow)
Lineage: Eukaryota; Metazoa; Chordata; Aves; Passeriformes; Corvidae
Gene: CD36
Product: CD36 molecule
Exons: 13
Coding region: 236-1573 (445 amino acids)
Biological process (GO): low-density lipoprotein particle clearance; receptor-mediated endocytosis; amyloid-beta clearance by cellular catabolic process
Cellular component (GO): cytoplasm; cell surface; caveola
Molecular function (GO): low-density lipoprotein particle receptor activity; scavenger receptor activity; low-density lipoprotein particle binding
Source: RefSeq, a predicted model, not a curated record
CAGUUCACAGUUUAUGUGCUUGGUGGGAGAUGUAGCUGCUUGUCUGCUGGUAACUUGAUGCAAGUCAUGUGCUAAGUACUUGUAUGUUCAGCUGAGAAAUCAGUUGCCCUUAUUCAAGCAGCUUCUCUGAGGAAGAUCAGUGAGCCUGUUGGGACCAAGAAGUGAGGAAGAACCAUCAAGCCUUACAGCAAGAAUAUUUGUAAGCUGUUUACCAGUACCCUAACAAAAAAGAGGAAUGGGCUGUGACACAAACUGUGGGCUCCUCACUGGGGCCAUAAUCGGUGCUGUACUGGCUGUCCUCGGAGGAGUUCUAAUACCAGUUGGAGAUAAUCUUAUAGGCAAAGCAGUAAAAAAGGAAGCUGUCAUUGUCAAUGGUACCACUGCUUUUCAAAAUUGGCUUGUGCCAGGAAGCACAGUUUACAGGGAAUUUUGGAUUUUCCAUGUCUUAAAUCCUUCAGAGGUUAUAGAUGAAGGAGCUCAACCAAAAUUUGAACAAAGAGGACCUUACACAUACAGGGUGCGAUAUUUACCCAAAGAAAAUGUCACGGAAAAUGAGAAUGGCACAAUAUCCUACAUGUUGCCCAACAUUGCUAAUUUUGAACCUGAUAUGUCUAUUGGGACAGAAAAUGACAACGUGACUGUCCUCAACCUCGCUGUUGUAGCUGUACCUGCCGUGUUCCCAAGUACUUUUAUGCAAUCAAUAAUAAACACUUGGAUUAAAUCUUCUAAGUCAGCCAUACUGCAGAACAGAACAGUGAAAGAAAUACUGUGGGGGUACACAGAUCCCUUCUUAGACAGUGUCCCCUUCCCUGGUGUGAACCCAGUUGUGGGAGUCUUCUACCCGUAUAAUGGGACAAGUGAUGGACCUUACAGUGUCUAUACUGGGACAGAAGAUAUUUCAAAAACAGCAAUAAUAGAAAGCUAUAAAAAUAAAAGGACUCUUUCGUACUGGCCGGAUCACUGUGAUAUGGUUAAUGGCACAGAUGGAGCAUCCUUCCCACCAUUUGUUAAGAAGAAUCAGGUACUACGCUUCUUCUCCUCCGAUAUUUGCAGAUCGAUCUACGGAGUUUUCCACAGCAAGCAGGUUGUGAAGGGAAUCACACUCUAUCGUUUCAUAGUUCCUCGUGAAGCAUUUGCAUCACCAGCUGAAGUCAGAGACAAUUAUUGCUUCUGUACGGAUCCAGUCAUAUCAGAGAACUGCACAUUAGCCGGAGUCCUGGACAUCAGUGCCUGCAAAGCAAAAAGACCGGUAUAUAUCUCUCUUCCCCAUUUUCUUCAUGCAAGUGAAUCUGUAUUGCAUAAUGUGGAAGGCCUGAGCCCAGAUGAAAAGGAGCAUGAGACGUAUCUGGACAUUGAGCCUGUGACUGGUUUUACACUACGAUUUGCAAAAAGGCUGCAAGUAAACCUCCUUGUGCAACCUUCAACAAGAAUUGAUCCUUUAAAAAAAGUUAAAAAACCCUAUGUGUUCCCUCUUCUUUGGCUAAAUGAGGUAACAAAAGACUUCAGAGGUAGUCAAUGUUUAAUUGAAAUUUCAGCCAAGCAGCUCGUUAAAAUUCAGAGACAAAAGGUAUGAUUCAAAGCACAGUCAAUCCACAUGCUAUGGAAUUCAACAUACUUUUCCAUUUUGAGAAGACCAGCUUACUAACCCAAAUAAGCUGAUGUUUUUGAAGGUCAACAUAUCUGACAUCACUAAAGAGGCCACUGUGGAAAAUACACUUUCAAAAAACUUUAUUUGAAACUUGUUAUACAUUUUAAAUUGCAUUCAAGCAGACUGAAAUUGAGGUGCAGUUGGAUUUUAGUCCACCUUCUGCCAUUUAUGCAACUUGCUACUCAUUUUCUUCUGGAUUUGCAAGAAAAAUGAAAGCCGCUUGCUGAUGUUCCGUCUCUGAGCACAGGCUGGGAAUGACAACAAUUUGGAGCUCAUGCUGUGCUCUACAUGCUCUCAUUGCAAUAUUUCUCUCUGUUCCUUUAAGGAAUGGAAGCUGCUGCAAUAGAACUGCUCUCUGUCCUCUAUUCAGGGAUGUGAAUUGCAUUGAAUGUGAAGUUUAUAAUGUAAAGUUACUAACUGUAAUACAUGAAGUUUAUAAAAGACUAAAAUACGUGUUUUAUACAGUUUUUAUGGAGAUGGCUCAUAGAUACACCACAGUUCUCCAUAUGUUGAUGGAGAUCAUCAACAUUUGACUCCACAGCUGUUUAUUAAUCUGAAUCACUCCCUAACUCCCAACCUACUCCACUGCUCUUCCCGUUGCCUCUUGUGAGCUCUUAUUUCUGGCUCUUGUUUGAACACCAGCCUCUGCACUGCUCUAAGGCCACUUUUCCCAAAGCGUCCAUUGGAGAAUGAUCUGAUAUGUCACCUGACAGACCAAGAGAAAAUAUUCCAAAUUGCUUCAGAGAGAGGAAGGACUGAGAUAAUGAUUUUGAUAAAUGUCAGAGGGUUCCGCUUGCUGUAGAAGCACAUAAAUGAAAACAGGUAGCCUCAAUCACUUAUUGAUAAACCACCUGCUGUUAGGAAAUUUGUGCAUUUAUUUAAUGAGGUGUAUCAGCCUGUAGACAGGUACCAAGCACUGCUGUCUGCAUAAAUAGUUGACUUUUUCAUUUGAUCUGAAUGCUGUAUUUUAUUCUGAGAGUCAAUGGGGCAAAUACGGAGUGUUGUGGGGUCUCUUCUUUUUCCAUGGACUCAUUAAAUUCAGAAUAAGAGCCUAAGUUAAGCAUUUUCUAUGAUUUCUUUUUGGAUUUUUUUGUCCCCUUAUUUAAGAACUGCAAAAAAAAGGGAAAUAAAACAUAGUCUUCCUCUCAUGUCCUGCUGUUUGGAAACAAUGCUACAAUGGAUUAUAAACCACAAAGCUAAUAAAGGGCAAUGUCUUUGGCUGGGUAUCUUUAGUAAGAUGUUCUUACCUUUGGAAAUAAAGGGAAAAUCCAACUGAUUAUAAUGCUGGUGUUUUAUUGUUUUAUUCCAUUGUUCCUUGUGGACAAAGUUUUGUAGCUAUCAGCAGAGCUGAUGAGUCACAGAAAUCCCAAGACGUUCUUCUUGAAGGUGAGGUCUGUGAGGUACAUGGCUGCACUCUUUCCUGCUGCGAGCUGGAAAUGCCAGCUACCAGGGCAGCUGGUGUGACACUGGAGGGAAGGGCUGCUCUCAGCCCGUGUAUUUGAUUACUCAUGGUGCUGGCUAGUCAAUGGAAAACAAUACCUUUCUCUCAUAUCCACGUUAUUGCUGGUGUCAUGUAUGAUGCUCUGUUCCCGUAUUUGGGGGCAACUUGACACAACUGAAGGCAUCCCUAGAGUCCUAUGGACUGGUAUGAGGGCAGCUAAAGUCAUUAAGCCGCAUCUCCUCUGAGAUAAACACAGCUCUGCCGUGGUUCAAGAUCUGACACCAACUUUUUAUAAUAAAAUGUCUUUUGUGCCAGCAUCUAACAUGAAAGGAAAAACAGCAGUGCUCCUGUGGUUUUUGAUAUGCUAACAUUUCAGCUUAAUUUUAUUUGACUUCAAGUACCUUGUCAGUAAGUUAGUGUUUGCUUUACUAGUGUUGUUUAGUGCUGUGUGGUGCUCCAGCAGCAGUGAUCGAGCAAGUCAGGCCAUGAUUUUAAAUGUCUCAGGGCCAAAUUUUAUAUGGACAGAACUAUAUGUUUGUCCAUAUGUGUAAUCUCAUUGAUCUCAAUGCAGGUUUGGGCUUUUAAACUAUGUCCAGCAUCUAGACUGCACUUGAAUUAUUAUUUGUUGUUAUUUUAUCCAAAACAUCAGUUACAGUUAUUGUUACUUCAUGAUACUAAGGCUAAUGUUAAGUACUUACAUUUGUUCAAACAGUGCAGGGUAAACUUUCAUUAGAAAUGUAAAUGAAAAUACAAAUAAAAUAAAGCUCAAACCUUCUUUCUGAUAUCCUUAUGUUUAAUUGUAAAUAAAGCCUUCUGUGUUGAA